AUGAAUUUUUGUCUUCUCAUUUAUUUAUCCUUCUGGUUACAUUCCACCUAUUGUCUAGCUCAGGAUGAACAGAAUUUGUUCUAUCAAUUAUACAAUUUAUUUACUGGUAAUCAAACAUUAACUAAUAUUAUACCAUCCAGUUGGUUAGAUUAUCUUAUUAGUUUGCCUGGAUCUGGAUAUUUCAUCGCAUUUGUUUAUUGGUUACGUCAUCCACUUCUUUUAUGUUUUCUACUUCCAUUUUUAUUAAUCUUUUUUAUUUAUUUCACUGUCAUUUUACUUCAUUUAUACCAUUUACGUUUUUGGUUACGUCGUCAUUUAAAUCGUUUAUUGUCCAAGUUCAGACAGUCGUCAACUUCACCAUCAAUAUCUAUAUCAUCUACUAGUCACAUAUAUUUAGAUUCACUAGCAGAAUUAUUACGUCGUAUUGUUGCUGCUGUAUGGGAUGCUCAUGGACGUAUAUUUCACGGUUAUGAAGUAAUUGGUAUGGAGAAAUUACCACCAAAUGGACCAGCUUAUUUAGUUUAUUAUCAUGGAACAUGUCCAUUUGAUGCAUAUUAUUUUACAUCGAGAUAUUGUAUUGAAAGAGAUAGAUUUCCUGUUCCUGUUGUAGACAGAUUUUUAUUUCGUGUACCUGGACUUGGACGUUUACUAGAAACAAUCGGUGCAAUUAAAGGUUCUGUUGAUGAAUGUGUCGCUCAUCUGCAACCAGGUCAUAUUCUCAAAAAUGGUAAAGUUUCACAAGGUGAUGUAUUAUUAAUCUCUCCCGGUGGUGUUAGAGAAGCUUUAUUCUCUGAUGAAUUUUAUACAGUUAUGUGGGAGAAUCGUCGAGGUUUUGCACGUAUUUCUUUAUUAUCUGGACAACCUAUUUAUCCAAUGUUUACAGAAAAUAUUCGUGAAACCAUAAGAAUUGUACAAUUUGGCAAAGGUUGGUGGCGUAGCUUAUAUGAAAGAACACGAUUACCGUUAGCCAUAUUUUAUGGUUAUUUUCCUGUUAAACUUAGAACCUAUAUUGGUGAUCCGAUUUAUCCAUUGCCAAAUGAAACAUCUGAUGAAUUAGCUAGUCGAGUUCGUAUAUCCAUUGAAGAACUUAUCAGUAGGCAUCAGUUAAUACCGGCAAAUCUUUUUUGUGCUAUUAUGCAACGAUUCCCUGUAUUCGAUCGUUGGUUAACAAAAUAUAAACUUAAACUAUUUUAUCAUUAUCAUCAGCAUCAAAGACAAACAUGA
Molecule: messenger RNA, 1224 nt
Organism: Schistosoma intercalatum
Lineage: Eukaryota; Metazoa; Platyhelminthes; Trematoda; Strigeidida; Schistosomatidae
Source: the annotation of a GenBank genome assembly